AUGUCCGAGUCCAAGACCGACAAGAUUGACAGGGUCAAGGCCAACCUGCCCCUUCCCGAGCAGCCUCCCGUCCCCGGAGACAUGAAGUCGGCCAACAUGAAAACCACAUCUAGCACAGGGGUUUCUGCAGGCGACGUCUCAACAGGCCCCGGUGUCACCUCUGGCCUGCGAGAGCCUGCCUCCAAAGAUUCCAGCGAUAUCGACAUGAGCGGCAUCGGACGCCAGGGAAAGGAGGGUCUAGAGCACCCUCCCAAGGAUGCGCGGAGCUGA
This is a messenger RNA of Chaetomium globosum CBS 148.51, 270 nucleotides long. RefSeq lists its product as uncharacterized. The record is from RefSeq and is a predicted model, not a curated record. Bases 1 to 270 code for a protein of 89 amino acids. Lineage: Eukaryota; Fungi; Ascomycota; Sordariomycetes; Sordariales; Chaetomiaceae. The transcript has a single exon.